Messenger RNA from Octodon degus (degu), 777 nucleotides. RefSeq names its product mas-related G-protein coupled receptor member X1-like. The transcript has a single exon. Lineage: Eukaryota; Metazoa; Chordata; Mammalia; Rodentia; Octodontidae. Gene Ontology annotation, cellular component: membrane. Gene Ontology annotation, biological process: G protein-coupled receptor signaling pathway. The record is from RefSeq and is a predicted model, not a curated record. Gene Ontology annotation, molecular function: G protein-coupled receptor activity. Bases 1 to 777 code for a protein of 258 amino acids.
AUGGCAGGAAAUGGAGUGGUCAUCAGUCUCCUGGGAUGCUGUAUGCGCAGGAAUGCCAUCUCAGUCUACAUCCUCAACCUGGCUUCAUCUGACUUCCUUUUCCUUUGCUGCCAUUUUAUUAACUCCCUGAUUUUCCUGUGCUUGGAUUGCUUUUAUAUAUCUCAUCCUGAUACCUUUGUCAACAUUGCAACUACUCCAUACAUCACAGGAUUGAGCAUCCUCAGUGCUAUUAGCAUAGAGCGUUGCCUCUGUAUCCUAUCACCUACCUGGUACCACUGCUGCCGUCCAAGAUGUAUGUCAGUUGUUGUGUGUACUCUACUUUGGACCCUAUCUCUGGUUCUUAGCAUCCUAGAAUGGUACUACUCUGGUUUUCUAUAUGAGAUUUCUGCUACUAUUACCUGGAAAAAUAUUGAUUUUAUCAUAAUUGCAUGGAUGACUUUUCUAUUUCUAACUCUAUUUGUGUGCAGCCUAUCCAUGGCAAUAAGAAUCUUCUGUGGUUCCCAACGGCUUCCACUAACCAGGCUGUACGUGACCAUUCUUUUCACAGUCCUAGUCUUCCUUUUCUGUGGCCUGCCCUUUGGCAUUUCCUGGUUUCUAUUAUUCUGGCUCCCAGUCCCCCUUUAUAGCUUCCUUUGUCGUCCUCAUUCUGUCACAAUUCUCCUGUCCUGUAUUAACAGCUGUGCCAACCCCAUUAUCUACUUCUUAAUUGGAUCCUUUAGGCAGAAACAUCAGACUCUCAAAGUGGUUCUUCAGAGGGCUCUUCAGGAUUCCUCUUAA